ACACAGAGGCAGCUAAUCUGUCUCACCCUGUCAGCUGUUUCGAUUUGGUACUUGACAGUACUCUUUUGUACAGUUCAUGUUUUCAUAAAUAAUUGAUCACUUCUGGACAGCUUUGGGGUUUGUAAUUGUAAAACAUCAGCAUGCCUAAGGGAGCAAAGAAAGGGGGGCACAAAGGUCGCAUGAGAACCUACACCAGUCCUGAAGAAAUAGACGCCCAAAUAAAAGCAGAAAAAGAAAAGAGCAAGGUGGAAGAUGACGAAGCGGAAAGGGAUGAGCAGGCUGAACCAAAAAGCCCUCACUCGGGCUCAGAAGAGAGUGAUGAUGAAGAAUACCAGCAAAAGAGAAAGGGAGUUGAGGGGCUUAUAGAUAUAGAAAACCCUAACAGAGUUGCACAGAAAUCCAAGAAGGUAUCCCAGCUAGAGGUAGAAGGACCCCGGCAGCUUACCAGAAGGGAAAGGGAAGAAAUUGAAAAGCAGAAAGCUAAAGAACGGUACAUGAAGAUGCAUUUAGCAGGUAAAACAGAACAAGCAAAAGCAGACCUUGCGCGACUAGCAAUCAUUCGUAAACAGAGGGAAGAAGCAGCACGGAAGAAAGAGGAAGAGAGGAAAGCAUGUGCCUCAACAGUUCCAUGUGACUGGACAGUAUAGUGCUAACUUGCCUUCAUAUUUGUAGCAGCCUGUCAAGGAGCCAGCAAAGGAAGCUGCAGCAGCUAUACCAAGGGGAAUGCAGUCUUUGUCUCUUGAUAAAUAAUGUCAUGUCUACUAUUUUUAAUAGAAUGGACUACUGCAUAUAUGUUCAUUUGUAAAGCCCCCAACUGUUAAGGCUGUACAAACUCAGUAUCUUUUCAGAGAAGACAGGGUUUGCUUGUCUGGCAGCAUGCUUGUGUGUAUGUGUAUGGAUAACUAGUUUUCCAUAAUAAAGUAACCACUUCCUCAAACAUAAAAAAGUGGACACCAGUCUGCUGUUUGCCAGGUUUUGACAUUUUGUGACACCCUUCAUCAGAUUUUGAAUUCUCAGCAGUCACUGAGAACAAUAUAUUCAGUUGUUUUAGGGUUUUAUGUUUCUUAUAUAAACCAUUCCAUUAGAAACCAUAGACAUCAUGGACCAGGUUCAUUCUUGUUUAUAUUUUUGCAAGCCGUUCUGCAAGAAGAUUGGUUGAAUUAGAAAAGAGCAUUAGAAGAUUGUCAGUUUAUUGGCUUCAAAAACUGCUUCAGAAUCUGACUAAUCCUGGCUUACAUCUUACUUGUUAUUUUAGUAGAACAUGUAACAAUUUCCAAACCCAUUUUGUCUUUAAAGAAUCAUCUUAGCUGCAGACUGUGUUCAUUUUCUUGUUAUUGCUAUCUGAAAUGUUUACUUUAUUAUGGCAUAUAAAACAGAAAGGCCCAAGAUUCUGAUUUGAAGGUUAGCUGUGCCAAGUUCCCCUACUUAAUACAGGCUGAGUCACGGGAUCCUUAUAUUUAGAAAGGUAUUGUAGGAUUAAAAUAAAGUGACUCACCUCCAAUUUGGUAUAAUUACAGUAAUUGUGCCUCUGUUUUUUUCUGAUAUUGAGUGGAAUGAUGGCAUGCUGGCAUUCUCCCCAUUACAAUCACAUAAUGAAUGUUAGCACAAACUGACUUUUUUGUUGCCUUCAACAUUGUGAUAUUAUAGCGUUUUAAUCCAAGAUUUUAUAAAAGAAACCUAUAUAAAAGUUUAAACAAUACACAUUAUCAAAAAUAUAUACAGUAAUGUCAUAUAUUGAUAUAGGGUAAAAUGUAGGUAAUCCCUCAGCAAGUCCUAUACAGAGGAACAGGAAUAAAUGUAGUGUUUUGUGCAUGUUCAAGGCUAGCAGCCAUUUGCCAAAGUAUUUCCAUAGGGAGAACACUAGAACACUAGUUUUAACUAUUUAACAGAGAGCAUGUAUAUUUUUUGGUUUUAUUUUUUUUCUUCCUUUCUGUAUUUAUCUUUUGUUGCAUUUACAAAUGUACUCAUGCAGUAAUUAUCUAAAAUAAGAAAUCAUUGGUAUUUAUUUAUUUAACCCUGAAUGGAUAUGGCACCCCAUAGUUCGAAAUAGUCACAAAACUGUAACAUUUUCAUAUGCAAAGUUUGAUAAAAGAUAGUUUAUUUUUAAUAUUGCAUAAUUAAGAGGAUUAAAGAGAAUACAAAUCAGUCAGUGCUUACUGAAUAUUUUUUCUUUAUUAUAAUUUUAUUUUUGCUUUGGAUCUUGAUAAUCUGUGCAGCACUGAAAGCAAUCUUUUUUUAAAUUACUAAAUAAAUAGAAGAUGAAUUGGAAAGAGAUAGGAUCUGGAAUGAGUGAGCAAGUAUUUGAAAUCAGUCUUUAUUUCUUAAAAUUUCCAGUAGCCAAAAAACAGUGUGCUUUGGAACAUGUUUCAAAUCCAUGACAUUGUUCAUUAACAAAUUGUUCUGACUUUGUAAGGCAGCUACAGUUUUGCUUAAUGUAUUUUGUCUAGUCUAAACAUAUAAAUGUAACAUAACACUCUUGGCCAUUUGUUUUGCUCCAGCGUUUGAUCACACUGCUGAUGUCUGCUGAACAUUGUUGCUCCUGAAUUACAUCUAUAAAAUUACUUCCCAGUUAU
Molecule: messenger RNA, 2573 nt
Organism: Polypterus senegalus (gray bichir)
Lineage: Eukaryota; Metazoa; Chordata; Cladistia; Polypteriformes; Polypteridae
Gene: pdap1b
Product: pdgfa associated protein 1b
Exons: 7
Coding region: 141-647 (168 amino acids)
Cellular component (GO): cytosol
Molecular function (GO): RNA binding
Source: RefSeq, a predicted model, not a curated record